GCGCGCUGUUUGUCUGGAGUCAGAAAGUAUCGAGUCAGUGUAACUUCCUCCAAUCAGAGCUUCAGAAAAUGAACCCCGAGCCCAGGAGCAGCUAGUGGCCUUUCUCCUGUAGAAAAGUCUGAUACAGUGUGUAAAAUAGUCUUUUUUAUACUUUUAAUAUCUGAUAAACUCAAGUAUGGCUUCAUCUUCAUCAGCCUCCUCCUCCUCUUCAUCACCGUGUCCUGCGAGUAUCGACUACGACGCGAUCCCGGCCAUCGCGCUGAACUACGGGGUGAGGAAGAGGCUGGGCCAGUACCUGAACCCCACCAACACCGUGGCCUCGGACUGGACGGACCUCGCCGAGCGGAUGGACUUCACCUACCUGGAGAUCAGGAACUACGAGCGCAGGGAGAACCCCACUCAGACCCUGCUGGAGGAGUGGCAGACCCGACCAGAGGCCACGGUGGGGAAACUGCUCACCUUCCUCGAGGAAGCGGAGAGGAAGGACAUUAUUACAGACCUGAAGAGACACAUAGAUGAGAACUGCAGGAAGUAUUUGCAGAAGCCUGUCCAAGUUCCAGUGGUGGAUAGUGGACACCAGGACCGAGGCAUCACAGUCCUUGAUAGCCACAUGCCGGAGAUGUUCGAUGCCUUUAUUUGCUACUGCAAGAGCGACAUCCAGUUUGUGCAUGAGUUGAUUAGGCAGCUGGAGCAGACGGACCACAACCUGAAGCUGUGUGUGUUCGACCGUGAUGUCCUUCCUGGUACAUGUGUGUGGUCCAUCACCAGCGAGCUCAUUGAGAACAGGUGUAAGAGAAUGGUAGUUGUCAUAUCUGAUGAUUAUCUGGACAGUGAUGACUGUGACUUCCAGACAAAGUUUGCCCUCAGCCUAUGCCCAGGGGCUCGCAGCAAACGGCUGAUCCCUGUGGUCUACAAGCCCAUGAAGAGGCCAUUUCCCAGCAUUCUUCGCUUCCUGACCGUUUGUGACUACACCAGGCCUUGUACACAGUCCUGGUUCUGGAUCCGAUUGGCUAAAGCUCUCUCCCUCCCCUGAACACCACCAAUGGUUCACAGCCUGAGACUGUAACAGUGACUGCUGGAGGACUGCAAAUAGAUUGUGAUGUUGUUUACAUGCAAGGCUUUUGAGGAUGUCUUCACCUAGACAUUCUGAACACUUUUCUGUUUCAGUGAAAUGUCAAAAGGGACAAAAAAGACACAACAGAAAAGUACUGAUCAUUUUCACUUCAUUAAAAUCCACAUUGACCCUUUUAGGAAACACUGUGACAAAUCUUAAAAUGACCACAGGUCUGUCUUGGAAUUUUGACGGUUUGAAACAGAAGAGGGAACGGAAAUGAAAACAAAGAACGAAAAGUAUUGUUUGUGGAACACUGUUACUUUCAUAUGUUCCAGUGACAACUACCUUAAAUGAGCAUUUAAGUUAAUUUAAUCCAAUUAAAGGUCAUAUAUUUAACAUUUUAAA
This is a messenger RNA of Astyanax mexicanus (Mexican tetra), 1459 nucleotides long. RefSeq names its product MYD88 innate immune signal transduction adaptor (gene myd88). Gene Ontology annotation, molecular function: Toll-like receptor binding; TIR domain binding. Gene Ontology annotation, cellular component: plasma membrane. The transcript is spliced from 5 exons. Lineage: Eukaryota; Metazoa; Chordata; Actinopteri; Characiformes; Acestrorhamphidae. The record is from RefSeq and is a predicted model, not a curated record. Gene Ontology annotation, biological process: innate immune response; Toll signaling pathway; defense response to Gram-positive bacterium. Bases 176 to 1033 code for a protein of 285 amino acids.